AGGUGACAAACACGUAUUGAUAUCAACUAAAAUAUUCGUAUAAUGGCUGGUGGUGCGUGUGCUGCGAUGAUGAGUGUGUCGUGUUGGUUGUUUGGGAUGAUGGUGGUGGGAUGCUAUGGGGAGAUGACACGAAAUUUGUCUGUCAUUGUCAAUCCUGACUGCAAAGUCAACACGAGCUGCAUGUCAAGUACCCAAAACUUCUCCCUCGUCUACGUCCGAGCUCCUUUAACCAAUGCAACUCAUCAACAUUACGAUGAAAUGAACUACCUAUGGAGCACAAUAGCCCAUCCAUCUAUUGUUGCAAGUCACACCAAAGUGAAUGAAAGUAUCACAGUUGACUGGAAUGAGGAUGAUGCCAACCCAAUUAACAAGAUCACACUGAAGAGUACCUUUUCACAGGCAAUCAUAGUCUCGAAAAUCUUCACUUUCAACUUGACAAAACUCAACUUGAGUGAUGCUGAGUUCAAUAAGACAAACAACAAUGUGACGUUUUCAAUUGAUUUGACGAAUAUAAAAUGGGAGGAAUACAAUAAAACGUCGGGAGUGUUUAAUGGAUCUUAUCACAUGCCUGCACUUGCUGAGAAUGGAUCACAUGUCAAUGGAACUGUCUACCUUGCUAUGAAGUGUUUUGCUGCUACGAAAGACGGAAGUCAAGGAGACUUUCCUCAUUUGCCGUUUUCAGCUAAUACGACGUUGGUCGAGUUGCAGCUUUAUCUGGAUGUUCCGUUUACAAGAGAGCAGGACAGCAGCGUUGGUCUGGAGCUGAUUGUUGUGCCAGAUCCAACAAUGAGAGAUAGAAACGUGGACAUUCAGACGAAGAGAACUUUGGAUGAUGAAUAUACACCGUCUAUCUUCUACUCAUACACAAUGGAAGUUGGUGGCAGUGAUGGAGGUUUCCUGCAGUGGAAGCCAAUCAUUUAUACAUCAGAGAAAUCCAAAACGGUAGAGAAUUCUGAGCAAAUGUACGUUCAGCCGAAAGUUGAUGGUCGAUCCUAUAUGAAACCAUUUAUGGAAAAAGCACUACCAAACAGCACUGUGGAUCCUCUAUAUGGAUCACAGAUUAGAAACGUGUCAGUCUUCUAUGUUGUGUAUCAUCCAUCCAAAGCAGCAAUAACCAACCCGACAUUCUUUUCAUGGACAAUAACAAUGGGCUACGGAGAGCCACCAACACAAGGCUUCUCUGCAAUCGUCAUUCUAACCAUUUCGCUUGGUCUCGGCAUCCCAGCCGGAGUCACAGUAUUAGGAAGCAUCUACGUUGUGUACAAGAAAUGGCAGCUCAGCAAGAAAACAUCCGGGUAUAUAUCAGUCAACUGAACUCGUAAAAAAUUUUAGACGACGUUUUGUAUGUGGCCUCUUUGGAUACGCUAGAUGUUAGAUGUUUGAUCAAUAGAGAUGAGUUAGUCGGUCAUGUGUUGUGGCUGGUGGUUAGUUUGGGGUGUCUUUGUGUUGAGCUUCGACAGCCUUGUUUUCUU
This is a messenger RNA of Corticium candelabrum, 1472 nucleotides long. RefSeq names its product glycosylated lysosomal membrane protein-like. NCBI's taxonomy places the organism in Eukaryota, Metazoa, Porifera, Homoscleromorpha, Homosclerophorida, Plakinidae. The record is from RefSeq and is a predicted model, not a curated record. The transcript is spliced from 4 exons. Gene Ontology annotation, cellular component: lysosome. The coding region runs from base 43 to 1314 and encodes 423 amino acids.